AUGGGGGCGUAUAGAGCCGACGAUGAUUACGAUUACUUGUUCAAGGUUGUGUUGAUCGGCGACUCCGGCGUCGGGAAAUCCAACCUUCUGUCCCGUUUCACCAGGAACGAGUUCAGCCUUGAAUCGAAAUCCACGAUCGGAGUUGAGUUCGCAACUCGGAGCAUCCACGUCGAUGAUAAGGUCGUCAAGGCCCAGAUUUGGGAUACUGCUGGCCAAGAAAGGUAUCGAGCCAUAACCAGCGCAUACUACCGAGGAGCAGUGGGAGCACUGCUCGUCUACGACGUGACACGCCACGUCACGUUCGAGAACGUGGAGAGGUGGCUGAAGGAGCUCCGAGACCACACCGACGCCAAUAUCGUCAUCAUGCUCGUCGGGAACAAGGCCGACCUCCGCCACCUGAGGGCAGUCUCCACCGAGGACUCCAAGUCGUUCGCAGAGCGAGAGAACACCUUCUUCAUGGAAACAUCAGCUUUGGAGUCAAUGAAUGUGGAGAACGCGUUCACUGAGGUGCUCACCCAGAUCUACCGUGUCGUCAGCAGGAAGGCGCUUGAUAUCGGUGACGAUCCAGCAGCAUUGCCUCGAGGGCAGACGAUCAACGUUGGUGGCAGAGAUGAUGUGUCUGCAGUUAAGAAGGCAGGCUGCUGCUCUUCUUAA
Linum trigynum is the source of this 654-nucleotide messenger RNA. NCBI's taxonomy places the organism in Eukaryota, Viridiplantae, Streptophyta, Magnoliopsida, Malpighiales, Linaceae. The record is from the annotation of a GenBank genome assembly.